AGCUUAUUUUAAAAAAUACUUCGUAAUGAUGUCUUUUUUCUCUUGCAAAAUAAGUUGUAUCUCACCAACAACAAUUCUUGUUUUAACUACUUUUGUCAUGUUACUUGGUAUUGCUGUAUGUAGUCCUCCUGAAGAUCCGAUUAAAUGCUCGAACAAUCGCUCCGAUUGCACCAUUACUAACUCUUAUGGAGCUUUCCCUGAUCGUACCACUUGUCGAGUGGCUGAAGUCGUGUAUCCGGCCUCUGAGGAUGAGCUCAUUGCGGCCGUGGCUGCUGCAACCAAGAACAACAGGAAGGUUAAGGUAGCAACACGUUACUCGCACAGCAUACCAAAAUUGGUAUGCCCAGACGGUGAAGACGGACUUCUCAUAAGCACAAAGAACCUCAACAAAAUACGUAAAGUCGACACGAUGACCGGAACGAUGACUGUGGACAGUGGGGUGACUCUCCGGCAGCUGAUCAAUGAGUCGGCGAAAGCGGGGCUAGCACUGCCCUAUGCACCUUAUUGGUGGGGGCUUACCAUAGGAGGUAUGAUGGCCACUGCUGCACAUGGGAGCUCAUUGUGGGGCAAAGGCAGUGCAAUACAUGACCAUGUUGUUGGCCUAAAAAUGAUUAGUCCUGGUCAUUUCGAAGACGGGUACGUUAAGGUUCGAACCCUGAAUGAGACUGAUGUUGAUUUUGAUGCUGCUAAAGUCUCCCUUGGGGUUCUUGGAGUUAUUUCACAGGUGACCUUCCAAGUACAACCUAUAUUCAAGAGGUCCAUCACCUACACGAUGAAGAAUGAUUCUGACUUGGGGGACCAAGCCCUAACCUUUGGCAAUCAACACGAGUUUGCUGAUCUAACAUGGUAUCCGAGCCAAAGAAGGGUCUUGUAUCGUACUGAUGAUCGUGUUCCCCUCACUACUAAAGGCGAUGCUCUCAAUGACUUCACUGGAUUUCGCCCAACACUUUCAUCUGCAUUAGCGGUCAUUCGGUCCUUAGAGGAGAAUCAAGAAUCAAGAGCAGAUGCUGAAGGCAAAUGUGUUGCUGCAAUAUUAACAACAUCGUUACUCCGGAUAAAUGCAUUUGGAUUAACAAACAAUGGAAUCGUCUUUACUGGCUACCCGGUGGUGGGAUACCAAAACCGACUCCAAUCGUCGGGAACAUGCCUAGACAGCCUAAACGACGCGCUUAUCACAGCAUGCCCAUGGGACUCAAGAGUUAAGGGGGAGUUCUUCCACCAAACCACAUUUACUAUUGGUAUGUCUAAAGUAAAAGCCUUCAUACAAGAUGUCCAAAGAUUGGUAUCUCUAGAACCUAAAUCCUUUUGCGGAACUGAGGAAUACAACGGUAUCUUAAUGAGGUACGUCAAGGCCUCAACCGCUUACCUUGGGAAGGAAGAAGAUGGCAUAGAUUUUGACAUGACCUAUUAUCGAAGCAAGGAUCCACUUGCCCCACGACUCUUCGAAGAUAUACUUGAAGAGCUUGAACAAAUGGCGAUGUUUAAGUAUGGAGGAUUGCCACAUUGGGGGAAGAAUCGGAACUUGGCAUUUGAAGGCGUGAUCAAGAAGUAUAAGAAUGGAGGCAAGUUUAUAAGAGUUAAAGAGAGGUUUGAUCCACAAGGAUUGUUUUCGAGUGAGUGGACUAACCAAGUUCUUGGGCUAAAAGAAGGGUUAAGUAUUGUUAAAGAAGGAUGUGCUCUUGAAGGUUUAUGCAUUUGCUCUCAAGAUAGUCAUUGUGCCCCUAACAAAGGAUACUAUUGUCAACCUGGAAGAAUUUACAAGGAUGCAAGGGUUUGUAGUAGUAGAAAAGAAAUCUUAACUUGAUAACUUUGGUAAAAUCAUAGUGUAUGGUAUACAAAAGAUUGAUACAAUUCUAUUCAAUCCCUUUUUUAUCAUCAAUUUUUAGCUGGCCUGUAUUUAUGUUACAUUAGCCUGGUAGAUGAGGAUGUGUAAGAAGUGACUUCUAAAGUAUUAAGCACCAAAAUCUAGAAGCUUGAUUAGGCCAAAGCUCAACUAUCAUUAUUGUCUGUCUUUCUUUCGCAUUAAGAGCUAUCUUUUUUAUGUCAAUAUCAUGUAUCUAACUUUCGCAUAUUUGUUUAAAGCACAUUUUUUUUAGUGAUAAAAUUAAAUUUAUCUUCUUCUCCAUGAAAUACUCUAAGAGUACAGUCUAAGUUGCCAAAUUUCAAUUCCAUUUAAUUGUUUUGUGGCAGAUAUUUAUAACUUUUAAGUUACUAGGGUGGCUAAUUAACGUGCGCGGUUAGUUAUGUCCGGGAAGCUUUUUUGGUUUGGCCUAAUGUCACAAUUUUAGUGUUGACGGCAAUAAUGAGGGAAAAUAUGUAAACAAUUAUUUUUAGACACUUUUCUUAAGAGUUGAAAAAAAAAAGCGUUUAACAUUAGCGAGGACAAAUAAGUAAAUAAUUAUUUUAGAGGGUAUAUAAUAGGUACUAGGGAUUAACAUAUCUUUAAUAGGGAAUAAGAGAGUGAGGGAUAGCUCAAGUGGUUAGAGUUCUCCUCCCGUUUUCAGGUGAUUCUGAGAUCGAUUCUCA
Molecule: messenger RNA, 2526 nt
Organism: Chenopodium quinoa (quinoa)
Lineage: Eukaryota; Viridiplantae; Streptophyta; Magnoliopsida; Caryophyllales; Amaranthaceae
Product: probable L-gulonolactone oxidase 6
Exons: 5
Coding region: 26-1804 (592 amino acids)
Cellular component (GO): membrane
Molecular function (GO): FAD binding; D-arabinono-1,4-lactone oxidase activity
Source: RefSeq, a predicted model, not a curated record